Microdochium trichocladiopsis is the source of this 2153-nucleotide messenger RNA. RefSeq lists its product as uncharacterized. The transcript has 4 exons. The record is from RefSeq and is a predicted model, not a curated record. Gene Ontology annotation, molecular function: G protein-coupled receptor activity. The coding region runs from base 461 to 2008 and encodes 515 amino acids. Gene Ontology annotation, cellular component: membrane. Gene Ontology annotation, biological process: G protein-coupled receptor signaling pathway; cell surface receptor signaling pathway. Lineage: Eukaryota; Fungi; Ascomycota; Sordariomycetes; Xylariales; Microdochiaceae.
UAUGCCAGCACCUCCCACGUCGUCGGGUCUCCGAGCUCGAGCGUCCUUCCUUUCCGUGACUCUUGUGUUUCGACUCGAUCAUCUCCCAGACUGGGAAGCACGCCCCGAGCUCUGUAUCGUGACGUAGCCUUUUGACAACUCCGGGCAACCUCACCACCACGAACCCAAUAUCGAUAUGCUGCUGGUCCACUGCCAUACCUAGAGAGAGCCGCCAUACAUCCACGAUUAGGUUCCUGGCUCGCCGGACCUGCUGAAUACGACCAGUUGAGCCCACGCGGCAUCCCGUUGCGCACGACGACGCCCAACGGCUCUUCGUUUUACACGCCGUUGUUCAUUCUUUUCCGACCUUCAUUAGUCCCAGUUGCGGGACAGCUGACGGCCAAGACCGCACGCCCCUGAUACUUAAUCCAGUGUCAGAGACACAACCUAAUUAAUACUUUCUACCCACGUUUCGCACACAAUGUCUACGAAUAUCACACAAAACCUCCACGGGCUCUGCCCCAAGCCUUUCUACCAGUCGAGCAACUUCCCGACUGUUGGCGGACACAUUGAUGGCCGGCUGUGCACAAAGCUUUCGGCAACAGUCAGUUGCUGUCUGCCAUGUCCAAUGACGGACUGGACAUAUCCAGACAGCUUCAACAGCAUGUCCACUGUGGCCAACUGGAUCACCGUUGUCUCGAUGAUCUGCUGUGCCUUUUUGCUCCUUUCGUGGACUUUCCUACCGGUCGAGAAGACGCACAGACACUAUCUGAGCAUCUGCCUGACGCUUGGUAUCUGCCUUAUGAACAUGGGCUUCAUCAUCCCGCUUGCUGCCCAGCCUGACGAAUGUUUCAACGAAAUCACUCCGCACAGCAUGGAGACGAGCGCUGUGUGCGCCACGUCAGGCUCUUUCCUCCUGGCAGGAGGGUGGGCAGGCGUCAUCUGGAUUUUUCUCCGCGCCCUCUCCCUGCAUCUGCAGAUCUGCUGGCAAGUAGUGGUGGGACGGACGUACAUGUGGUUUUCCCAGGCCCUGGGCUGGGGGGUUCCCAUCAUCGGUCUCGUCCUUCUACUUGUCUUCAGCGGUGUCUCGUUCCGAUUCGGUGCCACCUGCCACAUCAACCACCAGAACAGCUUGGCUGAUUUCUGGAUUCCACUUCUGGUUUUCGCGGGCUUGACCGUCGUCAUUCAGUUCGCCACCUUUGGAUACUGCAUCAAGGUCUAUCUCGCGUCUCUGUCUGACAACGCCGCCUCUACGGAGAACUCGAACCUGCCCUCAUACACCAACAGCAUCCGCACCAUGUCGCCAAAGCAGGCCUACCGUCGUGUCCGCCGCGUUGUGCAACUCCAGUGGCGUGGAAUCGUCAUCGUGCUCAUCAUUCUUGCUGAUGUCGUCUUCUUCUCGAUCGUCUUUGUUUUUGCCGACAACACUGUCCAACAGAUCAAGGAUGACCCCACGUUGUCCCUGCCCUGGGUCCGCUGCCUCCUCGCCUCUGGCGGCGACAAGACGAAGUGCUUGGAUCUCGCAAAGGACCUCACCAUUAGCCUACCGACCGUUAUUGCUGUCCUGAUCCUGCUAGGAAUGAAUGGUCUCUGGCUCAUGGUGUUGCUCGGCCGCUGGUCCAUGUUUACCGGCUGGGUCGAAUUGUUCCAGUCGUGCGGUGGUCGUCGUAAGAAGGAGUUUGUGUCGGCCGACGCCCGCGUCGAGGCCUACAAAGAACCACGGUCAUAUGAAAUGUUGUCUCGCGACUCCGGAAAGUCGGAAUUCGUGCUGACGCCGCUUAGCGCUGCCAAAUCACCCACGAGCCCCCGCGAUGGGCGCCGCACCCCUGAUUACUUCGGCGGAGCGGCACGAUAUAAGAACGACGAUGGCUCCUUUGGCCCAACCGCCGCCUACCAACCACACACGAGAUCUUUCUCGUCGCCGAAGCCGCCGCAGCAAGUGUCCUGGGACAACAAGCCCCAGUACUACUCACGAUCGCCCCCGGAGGGAUACGAAGGAAUGAACCCACUGGGGAUGAACAGGAUAUAAGUGGGGAUUGCUUGGACAGUAGAGCGGGAAAUAUCGCAGAGCAUGUUUGCCUUUUUGAAAAUUGAAAAGCGUGUGGCAAUCGACCAUUUCUCUCUUUGUUUAUAGAUACGUUCGAACACCAAAAAAAUUGGGAAAACUACCACCA